This is a messenger RNA of Vicia villosa (hairy vetch), 1386 nucleotides long. RefSeq lists its product as uncharacterized. The transcript is spliced from 4 exons. The record is from RefSeq and is a predicted model, not a curated record. NCBI's taxonomy places the organism in Eukaryota, Viridiplantae, Streptophyta, Magnoliopsida, Fabales, Fabaceae. The coding region runs from base 1 to 1386 and encodes 461 amino acids.
AUGAGGAGGUUUUUGGUUCCUAGAACAAGUAUUGAGAAAGUGAAUGUUAAGCAACCAGAAGUCGAAGUAGAAGAAACACCACCUAAUGUGGCCAAUGAGUUUAAUCCAAAUGAGAUUGUGCGUGAUCCAGGAUGUAGGAAACAAAUUCAUGAGUAUGCUCCGGAUAUUCAAGACCAAGUGAGGAGGGCAUAUAUAUUGAAGGGUCCAACGCAACCAGAUUUAGCAAGAUUUCCUCGUACUCAAUUUGGGAAGUAUUCAAGAGCAUUUUGUAAAGCAUGGUAUAAGAAUUAUACAUGGAUUGAAUACAGUGAGUCGAAGGAUGCAACUUAUUGUUUCUAUUGCUUUCUCUUUAAAGAUCAUAUUGGUAGUCAUGAUAGUAAGCACAACUCAUGUGUGAAGCACUAUGAUGAUUAUGAUAAUCAAAGACAAAGUGUGACAAGUAUCUUUGCUAGAGCAACUAGGGAAUCAGAAGAAUUGUAUAAGAUCUGUUUAACUUGUUCUUUAGAUUGUACUAGAUAUCUCUUAGCACAAGGCAUUGCUUUUCGUGGCCAUGAUGAAAGCUCUACUUCUCUAAACAAGGGAAAUUUUAGAGAGAUGUUGGAUUGGGUAAAAUCUAAUGAUGAAAAAGUAAGAGAUGCUUUUGAUCAUGGUCCAAAAAAUUGCACUAUGACUUCCGGUGACAUUCAAAAGGAGCUUGCAAUGUGUUGUGCACAUGAAGUUACAAAGGUGAUUAUGGAAGAGCUUGGUGAUAGACAAUUCUCUGUGCUUAUUGAUGAGUCACGUGAUAUAUCUGUCAAAGAACAAAUGGCGGUGAUGUUGAGGUUCUUAAACGACAAAGGGAAAGUUGUGGAACGAUUUAUUGCUCUACAUCAUGUCAAAUAUACUACAUCUGAGGCACUAAAGGAUGCUCUUUAUGUUGAUGAUGUUAAAGCUCGAUUGGCUAUAUUGAGAGAGACUGGUUGGAAUGAUUUAUUUAGUGAUGUCCAAGAAUUUUGUUUUGCUCAAAGUAUUCUGGUGCCAAAUAUGGAUGAAGAAAUACCGGUUCGGGGAUGUUCAAGAAGAGAAGGGAGGACUGUCACUAAUCUUCACCAUUAUCAUGUAGAGAUUUUUUAUGUUGCUAUUGACAAAAUAUGUGUGGAGAUGGAUCACUGGUUUUGUGAAGGAAGUAACGUUGUGCUGGAUUACUUCUCAUGUCUUGACCCCAAUAACUCUUUUUCCAAGUUUGAUGUUGAUAAGCUUGCUCGUCUUGCUAAUAUUUAUCAUACAGACUUUUCUGAUGAUGACCGUGGAACAAUAAGGGAGCAACUUGAGACUUAUUUAAAUUUUUUGCCCAGGCUAUAUAAAAUUCCUGGCUCCGCCACUGCUGUGAUGUUUAGUACUAGGUAG